Orbicella faveolata is the source of this 3200-nucleotide messenger RNA. RefSeq lists its product as uncharacterized. Lineage: Eukaryota; Metazoa; Cnidaria; Anthozoa; Scleractinia; Merulinidae. The record is from RefSeq and is a predicted model, not a curated record.
AGAAAUAAAAGGGGAAAUGACAUGUUCGAAAAUUGCUCAAUCAUCUUUAAUAUAUAGAAUAACAGUGCACAUCAAUCAAUAGGAUUCGUGUAAAGAUAUUUUAAGCGACUACACUUAAAUAUAACGAUUAAGAAACGAAAGCAUGGUACUUCAGCAGACGAUCCCUUAAGACAAUUGAAAAAAAUUUUACGAGAGUUCAAACUAAACGUUAACUUUUGGUUAAAAACAAUCCUUGACUAGCUUUGAUUAUCGACGACAGCUGAAACACCCUGAGGUCAAAAAUAGAACGUACGUCGUAGAUGACGAGCUCAGAGAUUUGAGUCAUCUUCGCCCAAAUGACAGCAGGAGCAGCUUAAAGUGCGUCCAUGGGAAAUCUUCUUUAUUUCUAUACCUCCACGUUGUCAGCAAAGGCAUGACCACUCCCAAAGCUAUUUUUGUCCUGGCUCUGCUCGUUCAACUGCAAGUUCACAAGACAAGUGGUACAGAUUCUUCUCCGUCGCUCGGCGCUUCCACAUCUGAAGAACUCAACAGUUUGUUUGGAAACAGUUUCCAAAGUGACUUGCAGUCGCAAUCAUUAGCCUACACACAUGGAAACAGCCAUCAGCGGUUUGCAAACGAUAGGGGAGUGACGGGCUCAGACGAAAACGACGAGGAGCAAGUUAGAAAUCCUAAACUUGACCUGUUAGAAACUGAUAAGAAUGGCCAACUAGAAGAGGAAGAUGAGUCAUUCUACACUGGAUCAAGCCAAAAGAGGAACAAGCAAGAUGAGGCAGAUCGUAACGCCCAAGAAAGUGAUAAGUCUUCUGCUUUACUGACUGACAAGAACGGCGUUCGUGUUCAGAAAAGAAAGGUGCGCACAGGCUUUCAGAAUUCACCUGGUGUAAGACGAAUUAUGCUGCUGAAAGCACAAACUAUGGCGAAGGAAAACAUGAAGAACCAAGAUGAAAAUGAGGACGAUCAUGAAUCUCAAGAUAAUAUCACGACAAUGACUUUGCAUAACAUACUUUCUCAAACAGAAGAAAGCGACAAGAAACGUGGUGAUAAGAAAAUUCAGAAAAGGGCAAGUGUUGAAGACCAUGAAGAAACAAAGAUCGUGGCAGCGUCUGGUAGUGCGGAAACUCCAGACACAGAUUUUGAGGCCAGUGGGAAACUCGAAGAUCAAAGUAAAGGUAGCCUUGAUUUACUUAAAGGAUUCGGGCGCGAGCAGGAAUCUGAAACUAAAGGUGAAACGGAAUUUUCCGAAAAGAAUUUCAGUGGACAGGGAAGUGGGGAUUUUCAACAUUCCGGCAGUGGUGAUACAAUGUUGGAUAAUUUUCUAGACAAGGUGACAAUUGUGAGUGGAGACAGUACGAAGGUGAUCCCAGGGCGCCGCGACCCAAAGCAAGGAUCAUCCUUUACAAAGAAUGUUCGUUCAGGAGCUCACUUCAAUCCCACAAGAAGAAUAGUCAAGGGAGAGGGAAGCGGGGAGAGUUUUAGUGGGAAGAUGUCCUUUGAUCCAGUGCUGCUCUUUCAAAUAAGGAACAUACGAACCAACGUUCUGAAUGCCGAGAGACAGGCAACAAAAGAGUUGAAUGACGUCAGGCAAGAGUUCAGAGCUAAGAUGGAAGAUCUAGAGGAAGACUUGAGGAUGUUGAGGAAGUUGACAAGCAACGUUCACAAUAAGGUUGGAAUAACAGUAACACAGGCGCUUAAGAUGGCGAGACAGGCGAAGACGAACGCAACCAAUAGGUUACACAUGGCACGAAGGGCAGCAACAGCCUUGAACAACAUUGAGAAAAAGCUUGGUGUUAUUCAUACCAUCAACGCUUCCAGAAUACUUCGCUCAAGGAUUCCACAAUUUCCAAAACUCAACGACGUCGCUCUUUACAAGCAAGUACUGGCGACGAACGCCAUCUUGACGAAGCUCGACGGAGCCAAAGCCUUGGCGGUAUAUCGCGCUGAGAAGCGUUUUCACAACGAAGAGGAGAUGGGAAGCUCUAUUGAGGAAGAAGUGGAUUCACUGAGAGAUGAGCUAGCCUCAGCGGAGGAGGAUCUCAGUGAAGAGACGGAUAAAGAAUUGGAAGAUGAGAGAGAGGCACAGGAGAAGAUACAGGAGGCCAUGGAAAGGAACAAACUUGUCGCUAAGAAGACGGCAUUUGCUUUAACUGCUAUUGAAAACUACUUGGAGAAACUUCAAUCAGACGAGAGCAAACUUAAGCGGUUGAGAUUUUAAACGUCUCUAAGCUCACGUUUCAUAAAUCUGCAGAAAGUCUAGCUUUUCACUUUCAAGGUAGAACUUUAUCACUAAAUUGUCCGGGCAUCCUGACAGGCGUAAAGAUUUUCCCAAACUCGGUACUUUCUUCUGUUUAUCGGAUGCAAGAUUUACUUCAACUAGUUAGGUGAAAAAACAAAUGCAAACGUAACAGGUUGACUUGUCACUAUUCAGGCGCUUGCCACAGGUUACUUGUUUCAGUGCGAGAGAUUUAUUCAACAACCCGACCGAAAAUUAAUGCUCUGAGCCAUGGUAACUUUGGUGUUCGUUUUGACGACCAUGGGCCGAAAAAUCGCUAGUGUUAUUCUGUUCAGACAGUGGUCGUUAAGGGUGGAGGGUGCUUUAUUUCAUAACUAUAUACAUAUCUACAUCGCAAAUUCUAAAAAAUAAAAAUGCUUGGUGAACGAAUAAAUCAAACAAAGUAUUUAUGUCGAGUGUUUGCCGUACUUGAAUACUUCACAAGUUGUCAACAUCGUAACCGGCAUCUCGUGUUGUCGCAGCCUUUUCCAUGUUUCUGAAAUAUAUCCAUGGCCUCAAUUACUAUAACCCAGGAUGUCCAAAGAGUAAAUGGAAUUUCAUUUUCUUCUAGUAAAAUCAAGGAUGCAGGAAUACUGUCGUGAAAUUCAAACAAAUUCCACGGACUAACACUAUAAAAAUUGUACCGAGAAGCAAGAAAUAACGAGCUGUUCUGAACUUGGGCUUCAAUGGCUGAAUUGUCCCGAGAUGCUUAAUGAACUUGUUUGCUUUUCAAGCAAAUCAUUUAUCUUUUUGAAGCUUCAGAACAUAUUUCACGAACGCACAAAAUUUAAUUUACUGGCUGUUAAUCUAUGUAAUGCGUAUGAAUAAACUGUUUUUAAAAUAUGCGUCUGCGUGUACUAUGAUACAGUUAUAGAUUACAUCUUUCAUAUUCAUAUUCGAUUGGGUGAUUAAACGUACGGUUCAGUUCAAA